UGAAGGGGAAGGGUGCGUCUGUCAUUCCGCUUCUUGCCCGGGAUCGGGAUGGAGGCCAUACUCAAUGACGUGGUGGCCGUGGAGGACCUGCUGAAAUUUGAGAAGAAGUACCUGGCCGAGGUGUCCUCGGGUUCGCUGAGUAAAAGCACCCAGUUCGAGUACGCCUGGUGUCUGAUCCGCAGCAAGUACUCCGCCGACAUCCAGAAAGGGGCGGGGCUUCUAGAAGAUCUUUUGCCAAAGGGAGGUAAAGACGAGCAGCGGGAUUAUCUCUUCUACCUGAGUGUAGCUCAUUACAGGUUAAAGGAAUACGAGAAAGCUCUGAAGUACGUCCGCACGCUUCUCCAGAAAGAACCCAAGAACACGCAGGCCCAGGACCUGGAGAAGGUCAUCGAGAAGAAGAUGCAGAAAGAUGGGCUCGUCGGCAUGGCCAUCGUCGGCGGCAUAGCGGUCGGAGUGGCGGGCCUCGCCGGCCUCAUCGGUCUGGCCGUCGCCAAGUCUAAAUAAAACGUAGCCAGCCAAGGCCUUGUUUUCUGUUAACCGUAGUAACCAACCUCUUGUAACCACACGAUUCAGUGACGACCACGUCAUCCACUUGUUGAGUCCAGAGAAGAUUGUAGAGGCGGAGUCAGAUCCUCAUCCAAAAAACAGCAAAAUCUCCAAACCCUUCCAUAAUUCUGCAGCGUUAACCUGCCGAUCACUGUGAUCCUCAGACGAUCCUCGUCACGCACCGCCACCGUCCUCUAUUCAUAACGUGCCGUAAAACAUUUUU
This is a messenger RNA of Nanorana parkeri, 769 nucleotides long. RefSeq names its product fission, mitochondrial 1 (gene FIS1). Gene Ontology annotation, cellular component: peroxisomal membrane; mitochondrial outer membrane. The record is from RefSeq and is a predicted model, not a curated record. Gene Ontology annotation, molecular function: protein binding. Lineage: Eukaryota; Metazoa; Chordata; Amphibia; Anura; Dicroglossidae. The transcript has 5 exons. Gene Ontology annotation, biological process: autophagy of mitochondrion; mitochondrial fission; mitochondrial fragmentation involved in apoptotic process. Bases 49 to 504 code for a protein of 151 amino acids.